This is a messenger RNA of Acanthamoeba castellanii str. Neff, 294 nucleotides long. RefSeq lists its product as uncharacterized. The transcript has 3 exons. The record is from RefSeq and is a predicted model, not a curated record. NCBI's taxonomy places the organism in Eukaryota, Discosea, Longamoebia, Acanthamoebidae. The coding region runs from base 1 to 294 and encodes 97 amino acids.
AUGCCGCGCACACAACCAAGCAAAGGGAAAGGAGCGAAGAAGGCCAACAAAAUCAAAAGGGAUGAAAGUACGCUCAAGAAGACCGGCACCAUCACGAAGAAGAAUUUCCGCGUGACCGUGUUGUCCGCGAAGGAGAGGCUCAAGUCGCCGCAGCAGAGGAGCGCAGAGAACUGGUGGGGCUCUCAACUCUUCGGCCACAGGCUGUCGAGGGAGGUUAAGAUUCACCACGCUCGCCGAGAAAAGCCCAACGCUGUCUUCACCAGAAAUAAGAAUAAGGCUAAGAAGGCUAUCUGA